AUGAGAGGAGGUGGAAGUGUUGUGCAGAGCAAGGAGGACGAGGAAAUGGAUAGAUGGACCAAGAAGAUAGAAGAGGAGACGAGUGCAGAAAUUUGUCCGGAAGCAGUAAUACUAGUCCGUUAUGGUGGCCCGCAAGGUGAAGAUGAGGAUCCUGAAGCGGCAAGAAAGGCUGCCGAAGAGCGAGCUCGCAAGAAGGCAGAAGUGCGUAGACGUCUGGAAGAGGCCAGUCGAGCGAAGAAAGCCAAAAAAGGCUUCCUGACACCGGAAAGAAAAAAGAAGCUUCGCAAGCUUUUGAUGAUGAAAGCGGCAGAAGAUCUGAAAGAGCAGCAGAUGCUCAAGGAGCAAGAAAGACAGCGUACUUUACAGGAGCGUAUCUUACCUUUGCCGGAUCUGGACGGCACACCUGAUGAUGAACUUGAGGCGAUUGCCAAAAAAAUGGCGGAAAGGCUGUUACAGCUGGAAAGCGAGCAUUACGAUAUCAAUUAUAUAGUACGCCAGAAGGACUUCGAAAUCAACGAACUAACCAUUUCCGUCAACGAUUUAAGAGGCAAAUUCGUCAAACCAACACUGAAGAAAGUAUCCAAAACUGAUAGCAGGUUUGAUAAGCUGAGGAAGAAGGAUCAGAACUUCGUCAACUUCCGCAAUAAUUUGAAAAACGUGGAAAGCAAAAAAUUUGCCUUGAAAGAGGUUUGCUUUCAGUAA
Molecule: messenger RNA, 702 nt
Organism: Gongylonema pulchrum
Lineage: Eukaryota; Metazoa; Nematoda; Chromadorea; Rhabditida; Gongylonematidae
Source: the annotation of a GenBank genome assembly